This is a messenger RNA of Leishmania mexicana MHOM/GT/2001/U1103, 1122 nucleotides long. RefSeq names its product putative NAD-dependent SIR2. The coding region runs from base 1 to 1122 and encodes 373 amino acids. Gene Ontology annotation, molecular function: histone deacetylase activity, NAD-dependent; NAD+ binding. Lineage: Eukaryota; Euglenozoa; Kinetoplastea; Trypanosomatida; Trypanosomatidae. The record is from RefSeq and is a predicted model, not a curated record. The transcript has a single exon.
AUGACAGCGUCUCCGAGAGCGCCGCAUCAGGAGCAUGUCCUCGGUGAGCCGACCUUGGAAGGGCUUGCUCACUACAUCAGGGAGAAGGAUGUGCGGCGCAUUCUCGUGCUCGUCGGAGCGGGCGCCAGCGUAGCUGCCGGCAUCCCAGACUUCCGCUCACCUGGCACCGGGAUCUACGCCAACCUAGGCAAGUACAACCUCGACGACCCGACCGACGCCUUUUCACUGGCCCUUCUGCGGGAGAGGCCCGAGAUAUUCUACUCGAUCGCACGGGAGCUGAACUUGUGGCCUGGGCACUUUCAGCCCACCCCGGUACAUCACUUCAUCCGACUGUUGCAAGAUGAGGGUCGUCUACUGCGCUGCUGCACGCAGAACAUUGACGGCCUGGAGAAGGCCGCGGGCGUGUCGCCAGAGCUCCUCGUCGAGGCACAUGGGUCUUUUGCUGCCGCCGCCUGCAUUGAAUGCCACACGCCAUUCAGCAUUGAGCAGAACUACCUGGAGGCGAUGAGCGGUACGGUCUCCCGCUGCUCUACAUGCGGCGGAAUUGUAAAACCAAACGUUGUUUUCUUCGGUGAAAAUUUGCCGGACGCUUUCUUCGACGCGCUACACCACGAUGCCCCGAUCGCGGAGCUGACUAUCAUCAUCGGGACAUCGAUGCAGGUGCACCCGUUCGCGCUGCUGCCGUGCGUCGUGCCCAAGUCAGUCCCGCGCGUUGUCAUGAACCGCGAGCGAGUUGGUGGCCUCCUCUUCCGCUUUCCUGAUGACCCGCUGAACACUGUCUACGACGAUGCGGUUGCCAAGGAGGGUCAAUCGUCUUCUUCGCAGAGUCGUUCCCCAUCCGCGUCGGCGCGGUGCGAGAAGGGAGGGGUAGAGGACAGAUCUUCAUCGCCGAAGGAGGAGGUCGACGAGGCGUCGACGUCCAGCUCGAGCGACGGCUACGGGCAGUACGGUGACUACCACGCCCACCCCGAUGUCUGCCGGGAUGUUCUCUUCCGAGGUGACUGCCAGGAGAACGUGGUGAAGCUGGCCGAGUACCUGGGCCUCAGCGAGGCACUGGCAAAGCGUAUGCGCUUCUCCGAGGCAGCUCCAGCUACUGCUCAAACGGUGUCAACUGAGAUGUGA